Molecule: messenger RNA, 1089 nt
Organism: Exophiala dermatitidis NIH/UT8656
Lineage: Eukaryota; Fungi; Ascomycota; Eurotiomycetes; Chaetothyriales; Herpotrichiellaceae
Exons: 1
Coding region: 1-1089 (362 amino acids)
Biological process (GO): retrograde vesicle-mediated transport, Golgi to endoplasmic reticulum
Cellular component (GO): Golgi apparatus; membrane
Source: RefSeq, a predicted model, not a curated record
AUGGCACCGAGAAUCAAUCUCCCUCCCGUCACCCGCAUCCUCCUAGGGGUCCUCGUGGCCCUGACCCUGCUGUACAAUAUUGCGCGAUGGAGAGUCUCACAACCUGAUUCCAACGCGGCAACGCCCAGUCCUACGACCACGAGACCUAUUAUCCCCUAUCUCGCUCUCGUCCCCUCGCAAUGUCUGUGGUAUCCUUGGACAUUCCUUAGCGCAACCUUUGCGGAACAAAAUAUCUUGACAUUGUUGGUCAACGGAGUGAAUGUUUUCUUUGGAGGGAAAUACCUUGAAAGAGCCUGGGGCUCCCAGGGUUUCAUUUAUGUCAUUCUAAUUGCAACGGCGAUACCGAACCUCUUGGUAGUCCCGACAUAUCUGGUUUGGGCGACUAUAACGGGCAACCCGGCGAGAGCUUCGACACCCAUCAAUGGCGGCGUUGCGAUACAGGCGGCCUUCCUCGUGGCUUUCAAGCAGUUGGUCCCCGAGCAUACUGUGAGCAUAUACAAAGGCAUGAUUAAGAUGCGGGUCAAGCAUUUCCCGGCAGUGUUCCUCGCCGUCAACACGCUCUCUGGGCUCCUUCUGGGAACCGAUACAGCUCUGUUUCUAGCCUGGUAUGGGCUCAUCACGACGUGGACCUAUCUUCGAUUUUUCAAACGCCAGCCCGACCUUUCAGGCACCACUACAGACGGGUCAGAAUUGAAAGGAGACGCCAGCGAGACCUUUGCCUUCGCCACUUUCUUUCCUGACUUGAUGCAGCCGCCAAUCGCGGCACUGUCCAAUCAGAUCUUCGACCUGCUGUGCAAGCUCAAAAUAUGUACUCCAUUCUCCGACGAAGCGAUCGCUACGGGCAACGAACAGGCUGCGGCUCGCGGCGAAGGUGGUCUGCCGAGCUUUCACAAGCAAGGACGAGGAGCAAGGGGGUUGAGUAAACGAGAGGAAGCAGAACGACGGCGAGCUCUGGCCCUCAAAGCACUAGAUGAGAGGCUCAAUGCCGCCAGCAAUCGUCCACCAACGCAACCACCCCCAGCAAGUGCGCCUAAUCUACCAAAAGGACAAGAAAUGCUGGGCCAGACAGAUUAUCGACCUGACGAAUGA